UAUAGGUACCCUAUCCUCACUCCUUUACCAUCUUCCAAGCGCAGCCUCACUCUCCAUUAGCCCUCUUUUUUAGGUUAUCGCCUUUGUUGCUUGGUUGGCAUCUUCUCGGCGUCUCAAUGGCGAAAGAUCCCGUUCGAGUUCUUGUUACGGGAGCUGCAGGACAAAUUGGAUAUGCACUCGUGCCAAUGAUUGCUCGGGGUGUGAUGCUUGGCCCAGACCAACCUGUUAUCUUGCACAUGCUUGACAUUCCACCUGCUGCAGAAGCUCUAAAUGGAGUUAGGAUGGAGCUGGUUGAUGCAGCAUUUCCUCUUCUUAAGGGUGUCGUGGCCACAACUGAUGCUGUGGAGGCUUGCACUGGAGUCAACAUAGCUGUUAUGGUUGGUGGGUUCCCACGGAAGGAAGGAAUGGAAAGAAAGGAUGUGAUGUCAAAAAAUGUUUCCAUCUAUAAAUCUCAAGCUUCAGCCUUAGAGGCAUAUGCUGCUCCGAACUGCAAGGUGCUGGUUGUGGCAAAUCCAGCAAACACUAAUGCUCUUAUACUGAAAGAGUUUGCUCCUUCCAUCCCUGCAAAAAACAUCACUUGUUUGACAAGGCUAGAUCACAACAGGGCACUGGGUCAGAUUUCUGAGCGACUAAAUGUUCAAGUCAGUGAUGUGAAGAACGUCAUCAUCUGGGGAAAUCAUUCUUCUACUCAGUAUCCUGAUGUAAGUCAUGCAACUGUUAAAACACCAAGUGGAGAAAAGCCUGUUCGUCAGCUUGUUUCUGAUGAUGACUGGCUCAAGGGAGAAUUUAUUACAACUGUUCAACAGCGUGGUGCUGCAAUCAUUAAAGCACGAAAGCUUUCUAGUGCUUUAUCUGCUGCCAGUUCUGCUUGUGAUCACAUACGUGAUUGGGUUCUCGGGACCUCUGAGGGAACAUGGGUUUCCAUGGGUGUCUACUCUGAUGGUUCAUACAAUGUACCGGCUGGUCUGAUUUAUUCUUUUCCUGUCACAUGCAGUGCUGGCGAAUGGACAAUCGUCCAAGGACUUUCUAUUGAUGAAUUCUCAAGGAAGAAAUUGGAUGCAACGGCUGAGGAGUUGUCUGAGGAGAAGGCUCUUGCAUAUUCAUGCUUGUCUUAAAAUUUUCCUCACAUUUACUUGUGGGUUGACUCUGUUGCCGCCCAUGAAAAACGCUCUUGGAGGUUUUGAAUAAAUUUACUUUUGCUUUCAUGACAGUUGGCUGUUUUGACACAGUUUUUGCUGUAACAUUCAGCUUCGAAUAAUGUAGAUGUUGUAGACAAUGAUCGGCCUGUUGUUGUCCCAAGGCAAGAAUACAUGUUUUAUCUUA
Messenger RNA from Musa acuminata AAA Group (dessert banana), 1323 nucleotides. RefSeq names its product malate dehydrogenase-like. Gene Ontology annotation, biological process: tricarboxylic acid cycle; malate metabolic process; oxaloacetate metabolic process. The transcript is spliced from 7 exons. NCBI's taxonomy places the organism in Eukaryota, Viridiplantae, Streptophyta, Magnoliopsida, Zingiberales, Musaceae. Gene Ontology annotation, molecular function: L-malate dehydrogenase (NAD+) activity. Bases 117 to 1115 code for a protein of 332 amino acids. The record is from RefSeq and is a predicted model, not a curated record.